Molecule: messenger RNA, 882 nt
Organism: Culex quinquefasciatus (southern house mosquito)
Lineage: Eukaryota; Metazoa; Arthropoda; Insecta; Diptera; Culicidae
Product: odorant receptor coreceptor-like
Exons: 5
Coding region: 94-783 (229 amino acids)
Biological process (GO): sensory perception of smell; detection of chemical stimulus involved in sensory perception of smell
Cellular component (GO): plasma membrane
Molecular function (GO): odorant binding; olfactory receptor activity
Source: RefSeq, a predicted model, not a curated record
GCGUAUGGUACGUUUGGAUUUUGGCUGCCAGCAGUUUUGAUCAGCCAUUGGCGGUUUUGGACACAUUCUGAUCCUCUCAUUUUUGAACUGCCUAUGGAGCAAGAGUUUUAUUGGUUGCAUAUUCGAACAAAUUUUGCUCACUAUCACAUUUUUGUGGGAUUAUCGAUAUUUGCCUACACAGCUUGUGGUUUUUUUCAGUUGUUAAAAGUCACUACCACGUGUUUUAUGAUCAAGUAUAGUUCUUUAACGUACCGAUUGAUUUCUGCCAAAGUCAAAAUGUUGCCCCAACCAACUGAUGAUGAUCAACGUUCGAAAGUGCAUGUGCAAGAUUUGAAGAAACUGGUUGAUUUGCACCGAAAGGCAUACGGCAUUACAGAUGUGAUCGAGGAAAUAUGUCAAAUCCCAGUAGCCAUGGAAUUUUUUUCUUGCGUCAUCGUUUGGUGCUUAGGCAUGAUCUAUAUUUCACAGAAAAUUGACAUAAACCUUAUCAAUGUGAUGUUGAUUUUUUCGAUAACUCUGCUGCAAGUGUUUGGCUAUUCCUACCUGGGAUCCGAGCUGGCUGAGGAAGCUGAAGCCGUUGGCAAGGCCAUCUACGAUCUGCCGUGGUACGAGCACUCGGUUGAGUUGCAACGUUUCUACCGGCUGAUUAUUCAACGCACCCAGCGGCCUACUGGCAUUACGGGGGUGAAAUUUUUCAUCGUUCAACGAACUUCUUUUGCAACUGUGGUCCAAAUGUCCUACUCGUACUAUUUGGUUCUCAAAGAUUUGCUUAACAAGUUGUAAUGAGUUCAAAUACAAAGGAUUAGUUACCAAUGUUGUUGCUUCUUAGUGAAAUUCUGCAAAUUGUCAUUUUCAUGAAAUACAAAUGUAGUUUGAUUUGAA